GGGCGGGCGAUAAGCGCUGUCCAGAUUUGUUGUUCAAGGGCAAGGUUAUCUCGCGUUUAAGCGAUUAGGCAAGAGCUACGACGGUUGAACGAUUGUCCGUAGCCAAACAUCAAUACCGUCUUCAGUCACAGUACUCAAACUCAUCGCCGGCGGUUGUACGCUCUCUGUGCAAAACAUUCUAACCGCUCAGUCGCAGCAGUGCAGUUACACUACAAUGUUGCCACGGAUAGCUUUAGCGAGGCUGGUAGGCCGCACCGGUGUCACGUUCGGAGCGGCAACCAGCAGCUACUGCACCUCGACGUCCGAUCACUCGUUUGCGACUAUCAAACCGAAAAAGAUCAACUACGAACGCAUUGGAAUCGUCGGUGUACCGUUCGACAAGGGCCAGCGCAAGAAAGGUGUCGGUUUGGGGCCCAAAGCGAUCCGUGAAGCUGGCCUGAUCGACCACAUCCAGGAGAUAUCGCCCAAGCUGAACAUUAAAGAUUACGGUGACAUCCAGUAUGAAGCGCUCAACUUCCAGGGCCGUAAGGUGGGCAACAUGAAGAAGCUGGAGCACGUGGCCAGCUGUAGCAGGAACUUAUCGCACCAGGUGACGGAGGUGCUGGAUGACGAUCGGUUGUGCAUAACGCUCGGCGGAGAUCAUGCGAUCGCGAUCGGAUCGAUCGAUGGUCAUCUGCACCACAGCAAGGAUGUGGCGGUGAUUUGGGUUGAUGCCCAUGCGGACCUGAACACCAACUCGACCUCCCCGUCCGGGAACAUUCACGGUAUGCCGGUGGCGUUGCUUGCCCGCGAGCUGUGCGAUUACUGGCCGUACAUUCCCGGCAUGGACUGGCAGGAGCCGAUCAUUUCGAUCAAGAACCUUGCCUACAUCGGGCUGCGGUCGGUCGAUCCGUACGAGCGGGCAAUCAUCGAGAAGUUUGGCAUCAACGCGUUCGGCAUGCGGGAGGUGGAAAAGUACGGCAUCCGGGAGGUGAUGCGCAUGGCGCUGGAACGGAUCGAUCCCAACGGUGAGCGGAGUUUGCACGUGAGCUACGACAUCGAUUCGCUGGACGUGCUGGAAGCACCGAGCACGGGCACAAGCGUCCGGGGCGGACUGACGCUGCGCGAAGGCAUCUACAUUAUGGAGGAAGCGUACGGGACGGGCCGGCUGGCGGCGGUCGAUCUGGUGGAGGUGAACCCGGCCAUCGGCACACCGGAGGACGUGCGGCGUACGGUGGAAGCGGCCAUACAUCUACUGGUGGCAGCCUGUGGUCACAGCCGCAAGGGUGACAUUGCCGACACGUUGGAUUUGAUACAGAAGUGAAGAGUGAGGUCCGAUCGAUCGGCUGGCGUCCCGUGUGCUCUUGUUUGUAUUUACCCGAAUGCGAGUGACUCAAUAAAUUUUCCUUCUUGUAUACACGUA
Messenger RNA from Anopheles merus, 1402 nucleotides. RefSeq names its product arginase, hepatic (gene arg). NCBI's taxonomy places the organism in Eukaryota, Metazoa, Arthropoda, Insecta, Diptera, Culicidae. Gene Ontology annotation, cellular component: cytoplasm; nucleus; cytosol. Gene Ontology annotation, molecular function: manganese ion binding; arginase activity. The transcript has a single exon. The coding region runs from base 215 to 1303 and encodes 362 amino acids. The record is from RefSeq and is a predicted model, not a curated record.